This is a messenger RNA of Cuscuta europaea, 1575 nucleotides long. Lineage: Eukaryota; Viridiplantae; Streptophyta; Magnoliopsida; Solanales; Convolvulaceae. The record is from the annotation of a GenBank genome assembly.
CCGAGCAUUAUUAUUCUUGAAUCAGAGGCGGGGAAAAAAUUUAGGGAUUCGCCGGCUGUUCUUGGAGCUUUGGCAUCGGCCGAUGACUGGUAGAUAAAAUUUCAAGAUUUUUGACCUAGUAUCAGUUCCGAGGCUUUAGCUUUCGGGGUCUUGGGAAAGCAUGGGGAUUCUUCUGGACGACGUCGUUAUAAUCGAGCACGGGAAGAAUUCCGGCGACCCCACCGUCGUGACGGUGAACUGCCCCGACAAAGCUGGGCUCGGAUGCGACCUUUGCCGAAUCAUCCUAGAAUUCGGCCUCUAUGUUACCCGCGGAGAUAUCUCUACAGAUGGAAAGUGGUGUUAUAUUGUAUUGUGGGUUGUUCCACGCCCAAGCUCAUUGAAAAUCGACUGGGAAAGCUUGAAAAACCGGCUUGUAUCUGUCUGUCCCUCCUGUAUGAUUUACUUUUUCGUUGAACCACAAUCAAGUAGCCCUCCACAUCAUCCGUUGUACCUUCUAAAAGUAUUUUGCCUUGACAAGAAAGGCCUAUUACACGAUGUUACCAAAGUGCUGUGUGAGCUUGAGCUAUCUAUUCAAAGAUUAAAAGUUAUGACAACACCUGAUGGGAAAGUCUUGGAUCUUUUCUUCAUAACGGAUAUGCUGGAUUUAUUACAUACAAAGAUGAGACGGGAUGUCACAUGUGAAUACAUAAGCAAUAUUUUAGGAGAGUAUUGUAUAAGCUGUGAGCUUGAGUUGGCAGGACCAGAAUACGGAGGCCAGCAGGCAUUCACUUCACUUUCUCAAUCAGUUGCUGACAAAUUAUUUAGUUGUGAAUUGUCUGAGAAGGAACCUCCUGAAGCAAAGGUGAAGAAGGCCAUUGUUGCAGUGGAUAACCUUCUUAGCCCAGCUCAUACAUUACUUAAAAUACAGUGCAUUGACCAAAAGGCCCUCAUCUAUGACAUUUUGAGGACUUCAAAGGAUUGUGACAUUCGGGUUGCCUUUGGAAGAAUCUCAUCCACUGCCAAGGGAUAUCGAACUAUGGAACUAUUUGUACAAACAACUGAUGGGGAAAAAAUAAUAGAUACUGAGAAGCAGGAAGCUUUGUGUUCCCGGUUAAAGGAAGAGAUGCUACACCCAUUACGGGUCAUAAUUACCAGCCGUGGCCCUGAUACAGAAUUAUUGGUUGCAAAUCCUGUUGAAUUAUCUGGGAAGGGGAGACCUCGUGUCUUCCAUGAUGUCACCGUCGCUUUGAAAAAUCUUGAGAUUUGCGUGUUCUCGGCUGAGAUAGGAAGGCAUUCAACAUCAGACAGAGAGUGGGAAGUUUAUAGAUUCCUAUUGGAUGAUAGCCCUAAAUUCCCGUUUGAUAGCAAGCGAGCUCAAAGCGAAAUAGUAGAUGGUGUUAAAAGAACACUGAUGGGCUGGUGAGAAGCAAACUUGAAGCCCCGAUGUGACUCAUAAGGAUUUGGUUUGGUAACCAAACCAAACAAGAUGUAUGAUUUAGUUCACUAUGUUAUUUGUAGAAAUUGGUGUAUUAUAAUGAUGGAGAUGAGAUUAUGAAAGUGUGUACUGUCCAGAUAUUAUAUCUUCCUUGUGUGGUG